Molecule: messenger RNA, 1554 nt
Organism: Drosophila bipectinata
Lineage: Eukaryota; Metazoa; Arthropoda; Insecta; Diptera; Drosophilidae
Gene: Fgop2
Product: Fibroblast growth factor receptor 1 oncogene partner 2
Source: RefSeq, a predicted model, not a curated record
UAUUGCGGCAUCGCAGGGUGGGCACACUGUCAGCUGUCAGCUAAUAAUUGGGUCGUCGUCAAAAUUUCUAUUAGUAGCGUUUUUUGUAUAAAAUUUUGGCUGGAAAAAUUAUUGAAGCUGCUAACUUAGAAAGAAAGCUGCAUCAGAGCCAUACAAAACUCGAGUCAGCAGCACAGGGCCUAGCCCAAAACAAAAGAAAUCGCAAAAUUGCAAUUGUAAUUUGACUUAGAGUUAAGGAGGCCUCAGGAUGUCGCACCUUUCAGUUGGCCAGAUGAUAAUGGACGCACAGCGAAUGGCUAGUCGAGUGAAGGAUCUGGACGCCUUGGGGAGCGCGCUUCUGGAGGAGGCGGAAACGAACAAUAGGUUGGUGGAGAGCCUACGACAAUACCAGGACGACAUCGAAUCCCUAAACCGCAUCUCCAAUAACAAAAGCAACGCGGAUAUGGUCAACCGUAUUCAGCAGCAGAACAUAAACAGCUCGGAAAUACUCAAGGAGAACCGUGAGCUAAAAAUUUGCAUUGAGGACUACGAGCGGGCUAUGGAGCUGAUGAUGCAAAAGUACCGCGAACACACAGUCUCCAAGGUUCUGGAUAGUAAGUUCAGCUUUACGGAACUCUAUAACGAGCGAAUGUGGCAGGUGAUUCGCGAGCAACGCGAAAAAAUCAACGAAAUGGCGGCCGUAAUGCAUCGGGCGGCUAGUGUGGAUGACGACGUUGUGCAAAAGGAGCUACAAACCAUUUCGCAACUGCGCAUGGAAAAUGAAACACUGCGCGAGCUUUUACAGAUCUCUAAGCAGUACGGCUCCGCCCAACGACCCAUUCGUGAAAGCGAUCAUCUCCUGGAGGAGAAAGGUGUACAGACAGAUAGCGUGGCAGACGACUCGGCAGAUGAUCUGUCGCUUUCGGGUGCUUCUGUGGAGAACAUGAACAAUAACUCGGUAAUACAGAUGUUUAGCAGUCCGGAAGUCUCGAAGACUGCCAACAGCUCAUUAAACACUGCCCCAGUUCAGAGUCAAAAUCAGAGUCAGAGUCAAAACCAAACACAGCCACAGUCACAGACACCACCUUCACCGGCAGUGGCGUUGGAAACGGCGGAGCAGCCGUUGCCCAAUGAAAACAACAACGGACCUGAAGCCAGUCAAAUCAGUGCACCGCCUCCUGCGACAACGUCAAACGAAUCUGGCGAAGAACCGGUGGCUGCCACCAGCGAAACAUGAUAUGUGGAGACGUUAACCGUUGUUAAUAGGCUUGCUUUUCAUUUCAAUCGCCGCGUUGUACCAUCUUAUCUACUACUCACCCACUCACAAAGGAGCUCACAUAUGCAGGGUGCACUCAUUGGGCGAUUAGCCUGCAUUAGUUCUUAGCGAUUAAUAAUCUCUAAGUUAUUUAUAUAUACGCAUUGCAGCAUCAUGUCUAUACACAUUGCGAACAAUGAAGUUCAUCAUUUAAAACAAGGUAAACACACUCACACAAACCAAUGUAUAAUGUACAAUGUACUCUGUCGAUUUUAUGAUUUCUGAAUAAAUUCCAUAAUAAAUCGAGGAUUGACCAAAAA